CUUAGAUCGUUGAAACUCGAAAAAGUAAUUACUUUUAAACAGCUGAAUUAAAAGUUGUAUUAUUAAAGCUCAGUGGGUUACAGGCCAUGGCCAGAGUACUGGCUAGAAUUACCAUGAACCACCGAAUUCUUCCGUGUGAUAGCCGGGAAAUUGAGUUUUCCGACGACCACGCUGCCAUAAAUUUGUCAGACACGGUUUUUGAGUUUCUGAAUGAAGAGGGGUUGUCGCCGGUGAGCGUCGACGGCAAAAACGAAGACGACGGUGAAGAUGAAGAGGAGAAAAGUGGAGAUGAGAACAGUGUAAAUAGUAGCUUCUGGGAGACUCAAUAUCAGCUUUUACAAGAUACACUAUGCAGGACAAGUUCUUUAGAGUCAAAAAUUCGUAUUAUCACUAAGGAGACAAUUAAAGAAGCGCAAGGGACAGCGAAUUUGUGUGGCUGCGGAAGAACACCAUUCAAUACCGGCUGCCGGAAUUGUUUGAUGAAAGAGGUGUGCCGCCGCCUUCAAAAUGCUGGUUUUGAUAGUGCAAUUUGCAAGUCUAAGUGGAGAAGCUCCCCGGAUAUUCCAUCAGGUGAACACACAUUUUUGGAUGUAAGAGACAAAUCGAGCUCCAAAAAAGGGGAAAUUAGGGUUAUUAUCGAAUUGAAUUUUCGAGCAGAAUUUGAAAUGGCAAGAGCGAACGAAGAAUACAGCAAGCUAAUUCGAAAACUACCAGAAAUUUUUGUUGGGAAAAUUGAAAGACUACUUGCCUUAUUGAAGAUUUUGUGCUCAGCAGGCAAAAAAUGUAUGAAGGAGAAGAAAAUGCACAUGGCGCCAUGGCGUAAACACCGGUACAUGGAAGCCAAGUGGCUUAGAAUUUGUGAGCGGUUGACACCUACACCACCGUUGUUGAAUGGUUAUUCUGGCCAUUCCCCCCGGCCAAGGGCCUCCAUGUCCAUGCUUACUGUAGAUUUGACGGAAAACUUUCCUAAUUUACACAGAUCCGUGGUUGAAGUGGUGUGAACUGUAACGAAUUUUGUACAUUUCUUCUCUUUUUUCCAGUUCUUCCUAUAGAGUGAAAUAAAUUUUGGCAUAAUUACUACUCUCGAGACUAAUAAUAAUUUAAAAUACCAAAACAUUUGUGCAUUUUAAAUAAAUUUGGAGUAUUUAUAUGAA
Messenger RNA from Olea europaea var. sylvestris, 1154 nucleotides. RefSeq lists its product as uncharacterized. Bases 87 to 1001 code for a protein of 304 amino acids. The transcript has 3 exons. The record is from RefSeq and is a predicted model, not a curated record. NCBI's taxonomy places the organism in Eukaryota, Viridiplantae, Streptophyta, Magnoliopsida, Lamiales, Oleaceae.